Messenger RNA from Phanerochaete carnosa HHB-10118-sp, 2446 nucleotides. RefSeq lists its product as uncharacterized. The record is from RefSeq and is a predicted model, not a curated record. Lineage: Eukaryota; Fungi; Basidiomycota; Agaricomycetes; Polyporales; Phanerochaetaceae. Bases 71 to 2446 code for a protein of 791 amino acids. The transcript is spliced from 8 exons.
GCACAGUCCUUCUACCUCUUCUUUCACCGCAAGACCCGCACCUUGAGCUGCGUGCACGGCGUACGCGACCAUGGAAACGUAUUACGAUCCGGAACUCGAUCUGCUCGGUGAUGACACACCCGAGGACGAAUCCACAGGCUCGAUGCAUGCCUUCAGAACGGCACCCGUCUUCACGGGAGACGCAUUUGCGUCCUUGGGGUCAUCCAUCCUUCCACAGCGUGCAUUAUACGGGCGUGUCAUUGCACAACGGGCGACGAAUUUCCCUUUGCGUCUGACAACUCCGAAACUGUACAUGAACACGAAUGCCCCGUUUAGUGCACUCGGCUCUGGUAAGAGUCAUUCAACCUCGGUCCUACUCGAGAGCUGCCUCAUGGCAGACUCGAGGCUCGGAACCCUACCUGCACCUCUCAGCGCGCUGGUAUUUCACUUUGACACCGCUGCAGGCGGCGGUGCUGUUCAGCCCUGCGAAGCAGCCUACCUUGCUACGCUCGAUAAUGAGCGUGGCGGUGACGUAACCCCUCCCACGGUGACUGUCCUCGUCUUGCCCGCCAAUAUUCAAGCUAUGAGACGAGUCUAUGCGGGAUUACCUUCUGUCCACGUCAAACCGCUGCACUUCUCUGCUGCAGACAUCAGUGGCGAGCGUCUUCUCGCUAUGAUGAAAGUUGAAGAGAAUACUCAAAUGCCUCUGUAUAUGGAAGCGAUCAUGUCAAUCCUGCGAUCAAUGGAAUCAAACUUCAACUACACCGCUUUCCGCGACGAACUCAAGCAGCAGAAAUUCAGCUCUGGGCAGAAAGCAAUGCUAAAUCUUCGGCUCUCGUUGCUAGACUCCUGUCUCGAGGGUGGAAAUGCUUACAAUCGUGUAUCUAGCCAUUUCCGUAAGGGUCAUUUGACGAUCAUCGACUUAUCUUCGCCCUUCAUGGACGGCUCGUCCGCGUGUGGGUUCUUCGACUUGAUUUUAGGUCUAUUCGUCGAAGCAGAUGUCGACGCGGCUGGAAAAUUGGUCGUCCUUGACGAAGCGCAUAAGUAUCUGUCAGACUCUCAAACAGGCACUUCAUCCCGUCUGACAGACUCUCUUCUGUCUGUCAUCCGCCAGCAGCGCCACUUGGCGACGCGGGUCGUCAUCUCGACGCAAGAACCCACGGUGGUGCCGAGCAAGUUCCUCGAUCUCUGCUCAUUCAUCAUCGCGCAUCGGUUCUCUUCCCCAAAGUGGCUGCGCCUACUCGCAAAUCACGUCUCCGCCGCUGAAGACGCGUUCGAUGAGCUCUUCGCGAAGAUCGUCUCGCUCCGCACAGGCCAGGCAAUCAUGUUUGCGCCGAACGGGCUCGGCGUGCGCGACGGCGGGGCCGCGGCGCACUCGGACGGCGACUCUGGCGCCUCUGACGACGCGGCCACCGUCGCGCCAAUCGGGCAGGGGUACUUCCAUGUCCAGUCUCGCCUGCGCGUGACGCGCGACGGUGGGCAUUCGAUCCUUGCGGUGAGCGACCCCGAGAGCACGACACGGCUCGGACGCGUGCCGGGCGGCGGGAAGGGCAAGGAGCGCGCAGAGCCGGUGUCCUUCCCCGACUGGGGCAGCGCCAACGCAAGUGCGAGCGUGCCGACGGACGGCGACCGUGCUGGAGAAGCACCGGCGCCAGCGGAGACCCCCGCUGAAGCUGCUGCUCCUCCAGGACUGCAUCGCUCAAUGGAGGCUACUACGCUCGCAAGUGAUAGCUCACCGAGCGAUGCAUUGGCAGAUCCAGUGACGUUGACACCCGAAUCUCCAGCUGUUCAACCACCAGAUGUCCCUCAACAAAGUGAGCAGACGGAGGCCCCAAUGCCGACAGUGUCUACGCCUGCCCCAUCAGUAUCGGACACGACUGCCUCGCCCUCAACGUCGCCGCCAGUGUUUAAGCUUGUAGGAGACCUCGCUCGGUUUACGCCGCUCAUCGACUACGUCCGUCAGCGGCUGUCAAACCCACAGUUCGUCCUCACCGUGAAGAACAUCCGGAGGGGUUUCAGCGACACCCAACCCCUCGUGUACGGCAACGACAUAGACCAAGUCGUUGAUGAAGCCGUACAGCGGGGCUUACUUCUCCGACAGGCACACAAUGCUCAGCCAGCAGUUGCACUCGUUCCGGGCGCAAUAUACAUUUCCGUAGCACCUGCCUCUCUGCCAGCUGCGCCAGAGGCCUCUACCUUUGCUACUGCUACGCCACCGGCGCAAUACGGAGCGACGAAGUAUGCUCUGACGGGACACAGCGCGCGAUUCGCUCCUCUUAUCCGGUACAUGACUCAACAGCGGGACUCAGGGUUCACAGAAAUCACGGUAGCCACGAUUCGGCGCCGGUUUGGGGAGAGCGUCGAGGAGAUCAUCUCAGAUGCGAAACAGCUAGGUAUGAUCAAGGACGCCGUGAACUCUUCCAAACCCAAAGUUAUGCUCGUCCCGAGAGUUACCUUUACGUUCUGA